Molecule: messenger RNA, 1468 nt
Organism: Eurytemora carolleeae
Lineage: Eukaryota; Metazoa; Arthropoda; Copepoda; Calanoida; Temoridae
Product: DDB1- and CUL4-associated factor 13-like
Exons: 7
Coding region: 21-1412 (463 amino acids)
Biological process (GO): maturation of SSU-rRNA from tricistronic rRNA transcript (SSU-rRNA, 5.8S rRNA, LSU-rRNA)
Cellular component (GO): small-subunit processome; nucleolus
Molecular function (GO): protein binding
Source: RefSeq, a predicted model, not a curated record
CAGUUAUCUCUCCUCACCUGAUGACAUGCAGAAAAUUGUCGCCGUUCCUCAAUUUCUGUUGUAAUAAAUCCCCUCUUUCAGAUGAGAAAAUGAAGGUGAAGAUUUUGAAGAGGAAUGCGGCGGAUUUUGUCCGCGAGACAAAGCAUGAUAUUCACAAGAUUCAUCGGAACUACAGUCAAGUUGAACACCCAUUUGAAGCAGAGCGCGAAUACCAGAGAGCUUUGAACUCUGUAAAGCUGGAGAAGGUUUUUGCUAAACCCUUCAUUGGUUCCCUGGAUGGACACAGAGAUGGGAUAACUUGUGUUACGAAGCACCCUGGAGCUCUUUCAACUAUUGCUAGUGCUGCUUCAGACGGAGAGAUUAGACUCUGGCAACUCGCAAAUAGGACGUGUUCGGGUAGUUGGCAAGCUCAUGACGGAGUUAUCCGUGGUCUAACCUACACCCCCUCCGGAGAUCAAAUCCUUUCCUGCGCUGAUGAUAAGACGAUCAAGACCUGGGACGCGGAGAAGGUAUCCAACCUACCCCUGGAUACUGUUCUCUGUAAGCAUAUGGUGACGGGGAUAUCCCAUGCAAGGGAAGGAGAUCAGUUUGCUACUUGUGGAGAGAAUGCACAGUUGUGGGCGGCAGGACGAUCUGUACCUCUCAGAACUUUCCAGUGGGGUGUUGACUCUGUCCACCUGGUAAAAUUCAAUCAGGUUGAAACCAACCUCCUAGCCGCCGCUGCCAGUGAUAACUCCAUAAUGCUGUACGAUACAAGAAACGUCGGCCCGGUCCGUAAAGUGAUAAUGACUUUGAGAUCCAACGCCCUGGCCUGGAAUCCUAUGGAGGCUAUGGUGUUUACAACAGCAAGUGAAGAUUACAACCUCUAUAGUUUCGACGUACGAAAGCUGGAUAGACCUGUCAAUGUUCACAUGGAUCAUGUUGGGGCUGUUGUAGAUGUGGAUUACAGUCCAACAGGACGUGAGAUAGUUUCCGGAAGCUACGACAAAACUAUCCGAAUAUUCCGAGCAAGUGAGGGAAGAUCCAGAGAGGUUUAUCAUACUAAACGAAUGCAGAGACUGACAAACGUUCUCUGGUCCAACGAUGAUAGGUAUAUAGUGAGUGGCUCUGAUGAGAUGAACCUGCGUCUAUGGAAAGCUAGAGCUAGUGAAAGGUUGGGUAUUAUGAAGGAUAGGGAGAGGGUGGCACUUCAGUAUUCAGAGAAGCUUAAGGAGAAAUAUGCACAGCAUCCACAGAUUUCCCGAAUAUCUCGUCACCGACAGGUUCCAAAACACAUCAAGAACGCACAGAACGAGCUGAAAACUAUCCGGGCGAGUAAAAGCCGGAAAGAAGCCAAUCGGCGAAAGCACAGCAAACCUGGCAGUGUUCCUUACGUACCUGAAAGAGAGAAAAAUGUUGUCGACGAAAAGUAGAUUUGUACAAAUAGAUAUAUUAAAUAAAUUUGAAAUAAUAAACCUCCAUUUUGAAA